Molecule: messenger RNA, 1799 nt
Organism: Darwinula stevensoni
Lineage: Eukaryota; Metazoa; Arthropoda; Ostracoda; Podocopida; Darwinulidae
Source: the annotation of a GenBank genome assembly
CGCCGAACGCAGGUUGUAGCCAAGUGACUCGUCUUCACGUGGAAUUUGCGCAAAAACUCUGCCCCCGUACUUUCUCCCUCAUCGCCCAGGAAGUAAUGAAGUAUGUCCUUUGGAUGAGAAAUCAGAUUCCCAUGAGCGUGGACGAAUUAGCUCGAGAAAUGAAUCGCACGACAGUCGAGUACGUGACUGCUUCAAAACCUUCACUAUCUGGCGUAUCUACCCAGUGCCAGCCUGAUGUUAGGCCUAAUUCCCCUUCCGAUUUUGCUCCAUCUUGGAAUUCUUCCGCCUUUAGUCCACAUGGUGAUAUCAAAAGCUGUGAUAUCCCAAUGAGGGGUUCUAACUCAGAGGACUGCAGCACCAGAAGGAAAGAUCAUGUUACCAGGAAGAAGCGGCAAAAAGCAAAUCAGAUGAAUGGAAGGUAUCUCAGGGAUAUCAUGAGAGUAACAGGUGACAUCAGCAGAAUGCUAAAGGAUAUUGAUGAGGUGAUUAGCCUAUUUUCAGCAAGCAUGGAGGAGCUGAUGAUAGUGCUUGGCAGUACAAUAUUUACUCCAAAAGAGAUGUAUAGCAUAGCCUCCCCAAUGCAAACAUCCUGGCAACAAGCUGCAGAAGUCCGUGGAUGCGUUCUCAGGCAACUCUUCAGGCAUCUGGUGACAUCUGAGGAACUGAAUAAGGUCUUCUCAAAGCCUCUGACCAGGACCAACAUGUACAUCAUGCUGAAGCUCAAUGAGGUAUUACAUGAAAAGGCUGGCAAUGCUGGUCUAAUCUCAAGGCCUCAUUUCUCCAAAGAGGCCCAGAUGAAGAAAAAGAGAGUGCAUCAUGUGGAACUAAGCCUUCAGAGACGUGCGUCUGUGUGCGUGUGUGUCAUCGGGAAAACAGUAUCGCUUGACAUCCGCCCUCUCCUCCCCGAGAAAAGCAGAUCGAAACGCUCCCCAGUCAUGGAUGAAGGCGAUGGAUCGGGCACCUCGGGCCGAGAAGACGCGCCCUACCUGCUCUACGACAUCUUGAUCCCCAUCGUGACCUCCCUGAUCAUCGUCCUCAACGGGGGAGUGUUGGUGUCCACGGCGAAGAUCACGCUCCGGGGAUUGAUCGUGGGAUCGAUCAUGGCCUCGGCGUUCAGCGUGGUCAUGGUGUCCGCAGACCGUCUGAUCAGCAUCGUCUGCCCCCUCACCUACUCGCAGCACAUGAACGGCCGGCGGGCGGGAGUCUGCAUCGGGGUCAUUUGGCUCCUCGCGUUCGUCUUCGGGUUUCUGCCGGCCUUGGGGUGGAGGGAGCCGGGGGUUGCGACGCAUUGCAUUUACGUUUUGAUCGCGACGCGGUCGUGUUUGAUUUUCGUCACGGUGAUGGGGAUUCUCGUGCCGUUUUCGACCAUCGCGAUCAUUUACGCUGUGGUUCUCGUCCGGGCCUGCAAGAAACGCCGUGUCAAGAGCAAGUUCCGACGACGGGCCUUUCUCGUGGUUCUGGCCAUCGUCGGCGCCUUUUUCGUCACGUGGAUGCCGUAUUUCCUGGCCACGCUCGUCUACGCCGCGUGCGGGCGCGAGGGGUGCAAGUCGGUCGUGUCCGCCCUCGCGACCGUGCUGCCCGUGUUGGGCCAGGUGAAUUCUCUCUUGAAUCCGGUCAUCUAUGCCUGGUGGCAUAAGGGGUUUCGAGACUUCGUGAAGAAUCGCACGGGGACGUGCUGCGAAAGAGCGAAGAGGAGGGUCCUCCCUUCGAAGCCCACGCAAGAGUUUUCUCUGCCCGUCCGCGCCCGCGGUUCCUCCUCUUCGCUCUCCAAGGGAUCAUCCCAAGAAACUCAUUUGUGA